GAGGUGGUGGAUCAGAUCGGCAAGGGGUCCUUUGGGGUCAUCCGCAAGGUCAAGAGGCGGAUGGAUGGAAGGAUCUUUGCUCGCAAGGAAAUGGACUUUAGCAGAAUGUCGGACAGAGAUAGGAAACAGAUCGUUGCCGAGGUCAACAUUCUGAGAAACCUCAAGCACGAAAGCAUCGUCGCUUACGAAGAGCGAUUUGUAGACUCUCAAGCGCAGACAUUGUACAUCAUCAUGGAGUAUUGCGGUGGAGGAGAUCUGGGAGAAGUGAUCAAGAAAUGUAGGAAGAACAACACGUAUCUACCAGAAGACACAGUCUGGUCUUACUUCUCACAGAUGACUCAAGCGCUCGAAGCUCUUCACUACAAGGAUUGCAGCGCCAACGAUGUCGUUCCGCGCGCCGCUAUCCUUCAUCGAGAUCUCAAGCCCGAGAACAUCUUUCUGGACGCAGACGACAAUGUCAAACUAGGAGACUUUGGACUUUCGAAGCAAAUUACCGGGCAAAUUUUCGCUUCGACCUACGUCGGCACUCCGUACUACAUGAGCCCCGAAAUUGCAACGAAUCAACGGUACGACUUUAAAUGCGAUGUCUGGGCUCUGGGUUGCAUCGCAUAUGAGCUAUGCGCCCUCCAACCACCUUUCGACGCUCAAAAUCAAGCCGAGCUCACACGAAAGAUCAAGCAAGGACAGGUGCCGAAGCUGCCAAGAGGGUACUCCAAUGACCUCGGAGACCUUAUCCGCGCCAUGCUGAAUCUGAGCGUG
This is a messenger RNA of Ceraceosorus guamensis, 759 nucleotides long. RefSeq names its product kinase-like protein. Gene Ontology annotation, biological process: protein phosphorylation. The annotation marks the transcript as partial. Gene Ontology annotation, molecular function: protein kinase activity; ATP binding. Lineage: Eukaryota; Fungi; Basidiomycota; Exobasidiomycetes; Ceraceosorales; Ceraceosoraceae. The transcript has 4 exons. The record is from RefSeq and is a predicted model, not a curated record.